Tetranychus urticae (two-spotted spider mite) is the source of this 3147-nucleotide messenger RNA. The record is from RefSeq and is a predicted model, not a curated record. Lineage: Eukaryota; Metazoa; Arthropoda; Arachnida; Trombidiformes; Tetranychidae.
UCUUUCUCAUCCAACCAAAAAAUCUUAACCAGAAGAGACCAGAAAAUAAACAGAUAACAUCAGACGACAUUUUUUCUUUUGGAAAACGGAUUUUAUUACAAAACAUGAUUUUUCAACCAUUUGUGAUGAACUCAUCAUCAGUGUCUCUAUUUAAUCAAUUUAUUGCUUCUUCUCAAUCAACAUUGUUAAAUCAAUCAUUAUUUUAUUGUUGAUUCCACUAACAGUGUUUUACCUUCACUCCUAUCAAUAGAGAAAAGUGAUAUUUUCUCUGUUUUCUUGACUUUUCCUCUUCACUUCCAUGUUCAACAACGAUUUUUAUAUAAACUGUCAACUCAACAAUUAAGGUGCUGUUAAUCAAAAUUUCACAGUUUCAAUCAACUUCAACAACGUGUUUGUUCAAUGAAAAUGUCCAUAAUCAACCGAAAUCUUGUAAAUUGGUGACAAUGAAUUUUAUUGGAACUACAAAGUCUAUUCAUUGGAAAUAAGUGAUCCCUAAAUAGUGGGAAUAAACAUAAAUUGAAUUUUUUUAGACAAAUUGAUUAUUCAAUCGAUAAAUAGAAUCAUCAACCUUUAUUAAACACUAAAUUCUCGAUUUUCAGAGAUUUUCAGCAAUUUUGAGUCAACACUUUUCCCUAGAUCAAGUCCAGAACGACUCGUUACUCCUUUCAAUAAUUUCACCCAAUCUCUACUGAACUCAGAGAUAUCCGUAGCUUGAUUUUUUCCUCAACAUAUUCAGCUUAACAUAUUGCCCAGAACUCCUCAAUAGGACGAACUCGAACAGUUUUCUUUUCCAACAAAUUCGAUUUUCCUUAAACCAGUAAAAAUCAGCUUUGAUAAUGCAUCAUCUUGAGGUGAAACUACUCUUUUUGCGAUCGAAUCGCGAUUGACCUGAUUUAGUAUGUUUAAUUCACGAAACCAAAUCUACUUUUGGUAUUGAAGCAACCCGAAAAGUGCAAUCUUUUAUUUUCUAAUUUUAUUUUUGUUAAAUCCUUGUUAAAAACUGUUAUUUUUACAUUUUAAUUGAUUUCCUUAUUGAAGAUCCUUUACGUGUUUCUUUGCUGAAAAUCUUAAAAAUAGAGAAUUGAUUGGCUGUUAAAGUAAUGCAAUUUGAUUCAUUUUUUAUCAAGUGAACUGUAAAGUAUCUAUUUUAUCAGUUAGUUAAUUAGUUAAAUCGCCAAAAUCGCUAAAAAGGGUGACAAUUGUGAGCCCAUUUCGGGUAUUACAUCAAACUCAACAACAACUGUUGUUGGCUCCUCGGUUAAAGCAAUGCCUGAGCAAAGCAAUGAUUACCGAGUUGUUGUUUUUGGUGCUGGUGGAGUUGGAAAAUCAAGUCUGGUUCUACGAUUUGUUAAAGGUAUUUUCCGGGAAACUUAUAUCCCUACCAUUGAAGAUACAUAUAGACAGGUCAUCUCUUGCAACAAAAAUAUAUGUACACUUCAGAUAACUGAUACAACUGGUUCUCAUCAAUUCCCAGCUAUGCAAAGGCUCAACAUAACCAAAGGACAUGCUUUUAUGCUGGUUUACAGUAUAACAUCAAAGCAAAGUUUGGAGGAAAUCAAGCCAAUUCAACAAUUGAUCAGGACAGUUAAAGGUGAAAGUGAAAGUAUACCAACGAUCGUUGUAGGUAACAAAUGUGAUGAAGAGAACCUUCGUGAAGUCCAAAUUGAAGAAGUGCAAAGUUUAUUGAAAACAUUUUUUAUUAACUGUGGAUUCAUUGAAACCUCAGCCAAAACCAAUCACAACGUUAAAGAAGCUUUCCAGGAAUUACUAUCGUUGGAUAAAAAUCGUAAUAUGUCACUCAACUUGGAUUUGAAAAAGUCUAGAUCACAGUUAAGAAGGGAAAAGCUGAAAGGAAAAUGUAUGAUGAUGUAAACCUGGUUUUCGAGCAAUUAACAGUAACAACAAACGACCUGAUGUGAUCAAAUUAAAACCUAAUGCUAUCAAAAGAUAUCAAAGCCAAUCAUUGACUUUUAACCAAGCAUCGCAAGCGACAAAUUCACAAAAUAUUUAUGGAUAAAAUGGCGAAGGAAUUGCAUGGAAAUUUACUGAACAGAAACGAAAUGCUGAAAUUUUGAAGUUCAAACAUGAAAACACAAACACAAAAGAUUACCAUGUUAAAACAAUUGUAAACCAACAAAUGAAAAGCAAGGAAAAUGGAUCAAGAAAAUAAUGAAGAUUUUUAUUGAUUGACUUUAUGACUAUUGUAAAUGGUUUAAUGAAAAAUGAGAAGAGAUUUUUAUUUAAUUAUAAGUGUGAUUAGUCUUUAAUUACACGAUAGACGUAAUCAAGGGAAAAUGUAAUUUCCAAUUGAAAAACUAACAUAAGGUCAACUUUACCUUAAUCAUCGCCACCAUUGCCAUCAUUAUUAUCAUCCUUUUUUCUUGCUUUUCACUCUAUUUCUUGUCUUUCACGAGUUAAAUCAUACUAAUGAAGUUAAAUUGGUUAUAUCUUUAGAUUAUAAUUAAGUCAGGUAACAAGAAAAAGCAACAAAAAAAAAUAUGGUUUCAUUAUUAAGAUUCUGAAGAUGAAAAUAGGCUUUUUGAUUAUCGAUUAUCAUUAAUAUCAUUAUUAUUGUUCAUUACCAUUACUAUUCUUACACAUUAAUCAUUGUAAUCACACAAACAAAAUACACACAACACAACACAAGUCAACACAAUCUAAAUAACCCAUUACAUUUGGUCGUCCAAACAAUUUACAAAGCAACACCAACUACAAUUUAAUUCAAUCGAGAAAGAUAUAAACCAAAAAUAUAUUAUGUAUUGAGAAGUAGAUAAACAGAGUGAAUUAUCAUUGGAAAGAUAAUUAUUAUUAUUAAAUUAUAUAAGAAAGUUAUUAUAUUAUAAAUAAAAGAUUACAAUUAAAAUAAAUUUGUGGGCGAUCAAAACGACAAUUUAAAUUUGCAAAGCGUAAAAGUGAGAUUUAUUUAACACAAAAUCAAGAGUGAGGAUGGUAAAAAUUAUAUAUAUAUAAAUAUUAAAAGUUAUAUCAAAUUAUAAGUUUAUGAUUUUGACAAAAAAAUAUAUACAGUUAAAUUAUGUUGACUUGAUUGACUAACAGGAGCAAGGAGCUAUACAAUUAAAAUAUAUGUAAAUAAUUAAGUUGAAUGAUAAAAAGAUUAAUAAAAUCUAAUAAGUUGAUCGUUGUUAA